CGGAUAUUGCAUUACAUUAUUGGGCAACAGCAGAAGUUAUGAACGAGGGAUUAGCCAUAAUAUCACAAUUGAGUGGUACAAUAUGGAACGGAAAUUUUAAAUCAUAUACAUCGGUGCUGGUCUUGAAAUAUUUUAAUUCAUCGCCAAUUAGGAAAAUUAGAAUGGUUAAUCCUUCAACGAAUUAUGAUGAGAAGUUUGUACAAGAAAUACAAAGUUAUAUAAACACAGUGUCUUUCUCUAAGAGUGAUUGGGGUGUAAGACUUGAUCCUUUAGAUGCCAAUAUUACUCGUGCCGUGAGCUUUGGACUUAGUGAAAUGCCAAAAAAAGCUGAGUGCCGAUUAAAACUUGGAAUUUGCAAUAUGGUAGCAAGUGUUGCUGUAGGUAAUGUCGAUCAAAGUCUUGGAGAAGUAUCUAUCGCUAAUAACAUCAUAGUAACACGAAUUGUAAUAAUAGCAUUGAUCUUGUAUGGAAUAGCAUUAAUUAUCAUACCAUUAGCGAUUGCUGGGAUGAAUAAUAUUGAACGUUGGAUAAUCUAUGAACCUAUAAGAACUCCUUCUUGGAGAGCAUGUUUUAAGAGCAUUAGAUUUCAACAGCAAUUGCUCAGCCAAGAUCACGCGGGCAUUGAGCAUAGGGAUGGUCAUUUUAGCCCUUUUAAACGAUGUUGUUUCAUCAGUUGA
This is a messenger RNA of Dentiscutata erythropus, 677 nucleotides long. Lineage: Eukaryota; Fungi; Glomeromycota; Glomeromycetes; Diversisporales; Gigasporaceae. The record is from the annotation of a GenBank genome assembly.